This is a messenger RNA of Klebsormidium nitens, 1695 nucleotides long. Lineage: Eukaryota; Viridiplantae; Streptophyta; Klebsormidiophyceae; Klebsormidiales; Klebsormidiaceae. The record is from the annotation of a GenBank genome assembly.
AUGAAUGUUUUGAUCCUGUCUCGUGAGCACUGAGGGUGCCAUUAGGUAUAAGGACUAGGGCUGCUGGAUGAAGUCCGAUCUGAAGCGGGUCCAGCUGAUGAAUGGUGGUGUAGCCUCGAAGAAUUGAAGCAUCACAUGCUGAUCGGGGCCUGUGAGACGCCGCCCCAGGCUCUUGAGAGAUGUCGACGAGGGUGACUGCCGGGGUGGGAGCCAACCUGCUGGGCCAGCAUGCUGCGGAGCGGAAUCAGGAUGCAACCGCUUACGUGGGCAAUCUGGACACACAAGUCACAGAGGAGCUUCUUUGGGAGAUGUUUGUCCAGGCGGGGCCUGUUGUGAAUGUGUAUGUGCCGAAGGACCGUGUGACCAGCCUGCAUCAGGGCUAUGGCUUUGUGGAGUUCCGCAGCGAAGAGGACGCCGACUAUGCGGUGAAGGUGAUGAACAUGAUCAAGUUGUACGGGAAGCCCAUCCGCGUGAACAAGGCCUCCAGCGACCGGCGCACUGCGGACGUGGGCGCCAACCUGUUCAUUGGCAACCUGGACGAGGAGGUGGACGAGAAGCUGCUGCACGACACGUUUAGCGCGUUCGGCGUGAUCCUGUCGAACCCAAAAAUCAUGCGCGACCCUGAGAGCGGCAACUCCAAGGGCUUCGGCUUCAUCAGCUACGACUCGUUUGAGGCGAGCGAUGCCGCCAUUGAGGCCAUGAACGGGCAGUACCUGUGUAAUAAGGCGAUCACUGUCUCGUACGCCUUCAAGAAGGACACCAAGGGCGAGCGCCAUGGGUCGGCCGCAGAGCGGCUCCUAGCCUCCAGCAAUCCCGCAGCGCUUAGAAAUCGCCCACACACCCUCUUUGCUGACGCCCCCCCGCCUGAUGGCGCCCCACCAUUCCCUGCUGCGGACGGCCCCACUCCCCCCCUGGAAAACGGUGCAGCUCCAGCUCCCCCCGCCCCGGCAUCCCUUCCACCCCCGCCACCUGUGCAGUACCCUCCUCCUUAUGGCGGUGCCCCCCCUCCUCAGUACACCACUCCCCCUCCGCAGUAUCCCCCCCACCCCCGCCACGUAUGGCCAGCCCCCUCCCCCAACUACGCCCCCCCUCCCCCACGCAAUACGGGCAACCCCAGAUGCAGGGGCCUCCGCGGAUGCCCCCCCCUGCGAGUGGGCCCCCUCCUCCUUGGGGCCAGGCAGGGCCUCCCCGAGGCCCCCCCCAGCAAGGAGGGGCGCAGGCUCCCCCCUGGGCUCGGCCCCCUCCUGCCAACAUGGGCCCACCGCCCCCUGGGUACAGGGGUCCCCCCCCUGGCGCCAUGCCCGGCAUGCCCCCCCCCGGCUAUGGGCCCCCUCCUCCGGGCUAUCGCCCCCCCCCUCCAUCACAACAAGGAGCGCCGCCGCCACCUCCGCAACGGUGAUGCUCUGGGUCCAGCGUCAUUGGAGAUAUGAAAACACGGUUCGGAACCUCCGAGUUCAGGAUGCACCUGCUCGGAUCAGGGACUCAGGAAGUUGCCCUUGCGAGCCGUGGAUCAGGCGGUCGGAGUGGACCUCUUUCGGUGCCUCAUUGUUUUGUCUGAGAGAGCCACUUCGCUCUGUGUCACCGACCUAAACGAAUGUAGGGUGGCUGCUCAUGCAACAUGUACCAUCGAGGCUUCAGGCGGAUGUUAUUUGUCCAGCACUUUCAUUGAAGCGCACUUGUCUGCUUUUGCAUGCA